AUGUCCUCGCAGCGCAAUAUGGAUAGCUCCUGUGGACGUUUCAUCUCAUCUCAACCUCAAGGUUAUACUGACCCUACUUCGUUACCGAAUGGACAAAAUAUUUUUCAGCAAGAGAAUCAAAUGCAAAGUGGUCUUGAUUCAAAUUGCGCAGAUUUUGGGUUUAGUUGGGUUCCCCCUAUCCGCGGAAGCAACCAACAGAUCCCUGCAGGUAGUUCCCAACUUCAAAAUCCAGUACCAGCAGAUAAUUUCCUGUAUCAAAGUGUAGCAAAAGAAGAUGAUGCCCAGUUUCAAAGUGUACCAGCAGAAGAUAACUCGUAUGUUCAUGUACCAGAGGAUAGUUUUUCCCUUGUAGAUGACAUUAAUUCCCGGUUUCCCGGGAUUACAGAUCCUGACUCAUUGGACUUUCAAUUUGACACUUGGAUGUUUGAGAAUCAGUCUGUUCCAGGGGCUUUGGAAGUUUCUGUUCCUCCUGGGUUGAAUGCAUACUCCCCUGAACCGGGUACUAUAGAUGCAGGGACUCUCUUCGAAUUUUAA
This is a messenger RNA of Fraxinus pennsylvanica, 534 nucleotides long. Lineage: Eukaryota; Viridiplantae; Streptophyta; Magnoliopsida; Lamiales; Oleaceae. The record is from the annotation of a GenBank genome assembly.